Molecule: messenger RNA, 1745 nt
Organism: Rubroshorea leprosula
Lineage: Eukaryota; Viridiplantae; Streptophyta; Magnoliopsida; Malvales; Dipterocarpaceae
Source: the annotation of a GenBank genome assembly
AGUGUGCGACGGUCCUCAUCAAUAGGCGUUGAAGAGGGGCCUGAGCCUUUAUUUCUGGGAAUAACCCUUUAAGAUGCACUAUCAAGUGGGGAAGAUAAGGUUUUAGCUUGUCUUCGAUUAUCUCAUUUCUUUCCCUGUCUUGUCCUUGUCUGUUUGAUUGUCAUCUUCCACACCUUCUGGCUUAAAAUACGCCAAACCAAGUUUCAGAAACUGCACACUCAGCAGAUUAAGCUGAAAUUUUGGGUUUUUACAAGCUAGGAAGGAAGGAAGGAUCAUGGGGCUAGCUUCAUGGGUUGUUAACAAUUUUGUGGCUUCGGCUGUGCUUCUGCUAUGUUCUGUCUCCAUCAAUGUUGCGGCUGCCGGGAAACAGGUGCAGGGGGAAGGGCAGAAGCUGAGGUUUGGGCAGAAUGGAGAAUUUAAGAUACUGCAAGUGGCUGACAUGCACUAUGCUGAUGGGGAGAAGACGGGGUGUUUGGAUGUGCUGCCCAGUCAGGUUCCUGGUUGCUCUGAUCUCAAUACCACCGCUUUUACCCAGCGGAUGAUUCUAGCCGAGAAGCCCGAUUUUAUUGUUUUCACUGGAGAUAACAUCUUUGCAUAUGAUGCCGCUGAUUCAGCAAAAUCUUUGGAUGCUGCCUUUGCACCUGCGAUUGCCUCAAAGAUACCAUGGGCAGCUGUUUUGGGGAAUCAUGACCAGGAAGGCACCCUUUCAAGGGAGGGUGUCAUGAAACAUAUAGUUGGAUUGAAGAACACUAUGUCUCAAUUUAAUCCUCCAGAAGCACAUGUUAUUGAUGGUUUUGGUAACUAUAACCUGGAGGUUGGUGGAGUUAAGGGGUCUGGUUUUGAAAACAAGUCUGCUCUCAAUCUAUACUUCCUUGACAGUGGAGAUUACUCCACAGUUCCUUCCAUUCUUGGCUAUGGUUGGAUUAAGCCUUCUCAGCAGUUUUGGUUUCAACACACUUCUGCAAAGCUUAAGAAAGCCUACAUGAGCCCACCAAAGGCUCAGAAAGCUGCUGCUCCUGGAAUUGCAUAUUUUCACAUCCCAUUGCCCGAAUUUGCCAGUUUUGACUCGUCGAACUUCACUGGAGUAAAACAGGAAGGCAUUAGCUCUGCAUCUGUGAACUCAGGCUUCUUCACAACCAUGGUUGAGGCAGGGGAUGUGAAAGCUGUUUUUACUGGUCAUGAUCAUCUCAAUGAUUUCUGUGGUGAGUUGACUGGCAUACAACUUUGUUAUGCUGGGGGUUUUGGAUACCAUGCCUAUGGGAAAGCUGGAUGGCCAAGGAGAGCAAGGGUGGUGGUAGCAUCUUUAGAGAAGACUAAAGAGGGUAAUUGGGGAGCUGUUAAGUCCAUCAAGACAUGGAAGCGCCUUGAUGAUGAACAUCUCACAGCUAUUGAUGGUCAGGUCCUUUGGAGCAAGAGCUCUGCAGGUAACAAGAGAAAGAAAGGAAUCAUUGGUGCCUAGAACGACGAGCAGAUAAGGAGCUUUUGCUCAGCGUUAGCCGGCAACGCUUUGAGAAUGCCGGUUUUGAUGUUGGUUCAAAUGGAACAUUGUUAGUCGUGUUUAUUUUAAUGAUUUGGUUUCUAGUUGUUCGCCUAUGUGAUGGAAGACACAGAAAUCUAUGUUUGGGGGAGAAUGAUACGUGAUGGACAUUAUAAAUAUACUGUUUGCUGCAAGGCAGCGGACGAUGAUAUGUCCACCAAUUGUCUGUUUUAAUUUAACAAAUCAUUUAUAAAUUUGCAUAUUUUUU